Daphnia pulicaria is the source of this 746-nucleotide messenger RNA. It is a transcript of the gene mRpL11, whose product is annotated as 39S ribosomal protein L11, mitochondrial-like. The transcript is spliced from 3 exons. Gene Ontology annotation, molecular function: structural constituent of ribosome; large ribosomal subunit rRNA binding. Gene Ontology annotation, biological process: translation. NCBI's taxonomy places the organism in Eukaryota, Metazoa, Arthropoda, Branchiopoda, Diplostraca, Daphniidae. The record is from RefSeq and is a predicted model, not a curated record. Gene Ontology annotation, cellular component: ribosome; mitochondrial large ribosomal subunit. Bases 100 to 696 code for a protein of 198 amino acids.
AUGGCUUUCGUCUGCUAGGGAAAUAAAACGAACCCAACAAUAUCAGCGGCCUUAUACCGAGAUUUGCAGUUUCAAACUUUGCCCGUUUUCUUUAUUAUAAUGUCAAAAGUUGCAAAGAAGGUGGUGAAAGCGAUGUCGAAGAAGACUAUAGCGAAAAUUGAUCAUGGCAAUAGAAUGGAAACGUAUAUACCUUCGGGAAAAGCAGUUGCAGGUCCUCCACUUGGCCCUCAAUUAGGACAGAAAAACAUAAAUAUUGCAGCAUUUUGUAAAGAAUUCAAUGAAAGAACCAAGGAUUACAAAGAGGGGAUUCCUUUGCCCUGCAGAGUAGUUGUGAAUCCUGAUAGGACAUUUGACCUUACCAUUAAUCAACCUCCAGCUACAUAUUUUCUGAAACAAGCAGCAGGCAUUCAGCGGGGAGCCAUGAAACAUGCUCAAGAAGUAGCAGGAAAAGUUUCCCUCAAGCAUGUCUAUGAAAUUGCGAAAAUCAAACAACAGGAUGCAACACUAAGCUUCCUGCCUCUAGAAACAAUUUGUAAACAGGUUGUUGCAAUUGCCAAAAGUUGUGGAAUUGAAGUAGUUCCAAAAUUGGAUGCCGAAGAAUAUGGAGAAUUUUUGAAGGAAAGAAAGAUAAUUGUAGAGGAGGAGUUAAAAGACUUACAAGCUAAGAAAGAAGCUCGUAUGUUACGAACGGCAUAGCAUGUGUAUUCUCAAUUGUAGUCAAUAAAUUUGUCAACUUUUUCCUUGAA